CGACUGCGAGCUCGAAUCUACAACCUCGUCUGUAGGAUCGAGGCCCAUGAUUCCUACAGGGUUACACGCAUUGGAGGGGGCUGUAGUAUCAUGUUCGGGAUGAGUAAUCUAAGCGACCCGGCUGUAUCUGUGCCAGUUAUACGAGUCCUCUGUUGACUUGCGGCGCGUACGGCGCCCGCUAAGCAUGUGAAGGCAAGCUCUACAUAGCUUCCAAGCUACUCGGACCGUUCUCCCUGGAUUUGCGCGCCAACUCAUACCACGACCGGCUCUCUCUCUCUCUCUCUAGACACUCUACUGACUACCAUACUGUCGUAUUUUGCUCUUCUCGAAACAAGCAAAACACCACGACCACAGACGCCAUCAUGUCGCGAGAGGACGUAGAAUUCAAGACGCUGGAUGGCCUCACGCUACGAGGCCAUCUCUACCCUGCCGGGGCCAAGAGUGCCGCGGUCAUUAUGACACCGGGGUUUAAUACGACACGCGAUGUAUUCCUGCCCAAUAUCGCUCAGUAUUUCCAGAGCGCAGGCAUCACUGCCCUGGUCUACGACCCUCGGACCGUCGCCUCUAGCGACGGCACUCCCCCCAACAACAUCAACCCAGCCCAACAGGUGGGGGACUACCACGACGCCCUGACGUUUCUAAAGUCGGACCCGCGAGUCGACGCGAACCGCAUCGCCUACUGGGGCUUCUCGUUCAGCGGCGCCGUGGCACUCUGUGCAGCUGCUCUAGACAAGCGCGCGAAGCUCGUCGUGGCCGUCUGCCCCCUAACCAUAUGGGAACUCCCGGAGAACAAGCGCCUGCGCGUCAUGGCCAAGGCGAUGCAAGACCGCGAGUCCCAGCUGGCAGGCAACGCGCCCUUCCGGCUGCCCAUGGUUACGGAAAAGGGGGACAACCCAGCGGGCUUUGGGGGUUCAGGCGUAGGUCCAGAGGAGCUGCGCCUGAUUGCGGAGGCCAAGGAGAAGCUGGGUUUUGAGGCCAGCACGACGCUCCAGACAUACUACAACAUCAUGGCCUGGAGCCCGUUUGAUCUGAUUCGCUUCAUCGCUCCCACUCCCACGCUAUUGGUCACACCGGAAGAGGACGCCAUCUCACCGGCUGACAAGCAGCGCGAGCUGUAUUACGAGCGCAUCGACGGUCCCAAGAAGAUUCACGUCGUCGCGGGGAGGGGUCACAUGAACGCGUUGGACGGCGAGACGUUUGCGCCAACGAUGGAGGUCCAGGUGGAGUUCAUACGCAGUCAUCUCGGGAAAUAGAGGGCCUGACUGAGGUCAUUCUCUCACAGCCAAUAAGGCGCCAUACGCCGGCUGAUUAGGAUGGAUCAUAGGGAGCUAGCAAGGGGGAGAAUUGUAUUACAGUCAUGGGGACGGACAUCUAGAUAGAUAGAGGGGAUUUAGAAAUGCGAAAAAUAAACCAUUCUCCCGUGUGUAAGAGAGA
Molecule: messenger RNA, 1434 nt
Organism: Durotheca rogersii
Lineage: Eukaryota; Fungi; Ascomycota; Sordariomycetes; Xylariales; Xylariaceae
Product: DltD N-terminal domain protein
Exons: 2
Coding region: 363-1253 (296 amino acids)
Source: RefSeq, a predicted model, not a curated record